AUGGCUCCCUCCCAUGAGAGUCGUCCGCCCGAGCACAGCACCGGUGGCCGCCACGGCGAAAGCCCAGCCAGGCCGCGACAACCGUCCCGUCAGCCGUCCCGAGCACGAGAGGGCGGCAGCACCACCUACGGCUCCUCCAGGGGCGACACAGUGUUUACCGAUGGCGAUGCCAGCGCCGCCGCACCGAGCACAUCUGCUGAUGGACACGAGAGGAGGCCGUGGCUGAAGCGCGUGGCCGCGAGGCUGGAUCUGGACAUGCUAACCCUCAAGAUGAUGCUCAAAGGUUCCCUCCCGCCCAUCAUAGUCAUCUCGAUGCUGCAAUCGCGUGCCGCCACCGCCUACUUCUCAAGCACCGGCUAUGAGGUCUCCAUAAUCAGCGUCCUAGCUGUCGCCAUCCUGCCCCGCGGGAAAUACCUACAGACCUUGGUGCUCAACCUGACGGCUAUAGCCACCGGCGCCGCGCUGGCCAUGCUGGUGCUGUGGUGCGGCGUCCAGGCCCGUCUGCACACGUCGUCCCUGCCUCCCCAGCCGACGACAACGACGACCAGCGACACCACGACCGGUCCUCCGCGGCGGUUGCCCUACAACGGCUCGCAGUCGACGGUGUGCGCUCUCUGGCUCUUUCUGAGCAUCUGGCUCGUCAACCUCGUGCGCGCCAAGGCGCCAUCCUUCAACAUACCCACCAUCCUCUUUUCCAUUUUGGUUGAUAUUGCCUGCAUGAAUGGCCCCAAUCUCGGGUCCACCGCUGCCGCCUGGGCACUCGUCCGCCGCCUGUUAACCAGUAUGCUCGUUGCCCUGGCCACCUCCACCUUUGUCUCGCUCUUCAUCUUCCCUGUUUCGAGCCGCGGCGUUGUCGUCCGCCAACUCGGAGUUGGAGUGGGUCUGUUGCGCAAGGCAGUCCGUCUGCAGGGCGAGUACCUGCACGGGCUAGAGAACGUGGACAUGUUUGCGCUGCGUACCGUCGAGACAAGCGUCGGGGGUGGGGUUGUACGUGCAGGCGGCGGGGUCUGCGAUGCGACACAGUCAGAAACAGAUGACGACGGAGGAGAUGGAACCGAACAAAGACGACGGAUGGGCCUGCGGCGGAGGAAAAGGAAGCCGAGGCGGAAGCUGAGAAAGGAACAGAAGAAAAUGGAGGGUCCGGAGUCUGAUAACAUGGGAAUGGAAAGGGAACAUGAGGUUGCGCUUGACCUUAAGAGGACGGUGCUGCAGCUCAGGAGCCUUUCCGGAAAGCUCCAAAGCGAUAUUGGCUUCGCCAAGAACGAGGUGGGCUGGGGGAAGCUUAGCCCGCGUGACCUCGGUGAAGUCUUCAAAUAUUUCAGGGCCAUCUUUAUUCCAGUUAUGGGCAUGGCUACCAUCAUGGACGUAUUCCGUCGCACGGCCGAGCGGCGCGGCUGGAUCACAGAUGAGGACGAAGAGACCCCCUUGGAGGUCAUAGAGGAAAAGUGGGAGGAGCGAAGACUCUGGAAUGGCCUCAUGAGGGAGCUUCACGAGCCGUUCGCCAUCCUGUCCGAGGCUAUCGACCAAGGCCUGGAGCAUGCAGCGCUGCAGCUCGAGAUCGUACGGCGACCUAGGGGGAGUAGGAAGCGGAAUACCGCCGCUGCCGCCGCCGCCGCCGCAAAGACGGCCCCUUCGGCGAGCGCCGACGUUGAGGCGUGCGCAGAAAAGACUGCGCCAGGAGAAUCCGAGUUCAGCAGGAAUAUCGAGGAGAAGUUGCAAAGAUUCUACAAAUGCAAAGGGGACACGAUACGAUACUGGGCGAAAGAGCGGGGUCUGUCUGCCGACUCCAACGGCAGCCGGGCUGGCACUGCAAACAUGGACUUCCGGUGGCGGAGCCAGGGCCAGCUCUAUGUCCUGCUGUACCUCGAGCAGUUGAUGCAGGCCACGGGCGAGGCAGUCCACGAUCUUGUCCAGUUCGCCGACGCCAAGGUGGCAGACGGCACCAUGUCCUCAAAACGACUCCUGGUGCCUGGGCUGCACCAGAUGCGCAAGUGGGCCUCAAGCGUGCUGGGCCGGAGAGGCGCGUCGCAAGACCCAACGGCCCAGGAGUCAUCCGACGUGAUGGAUCAGGGCGGCAUCAUUGUGCACCUGGGGCCCGGCUUCGCGCAAAGGCGGGAUCUCGAGCACUUGCCGCCCGAGUCGGCUUGGGAGCGACUCGGGGACGGCGUGAGGGCGCUCUCGGCGCUGCUCUCUUCCGAAGCGAGCGCCUACGGGAUCCGGGUCGCGUGUGCCACCAUGACGGUCGCCAUUGUGGGCUUCGUAGAGACCACCCAGGUCUUUUUCCAGGAGCACCGCCUCGUCUGGGCCAUGAUUGUCAUCGCCAUGGGCAUGACGCAGACGUCGGGCCAGUCCAUCUUUGGCUUCCUGUGCCGUGUUGGAGGCACCGUCGUUGCAAUGCUGUCAUCCUUUGUCAUCUGGUACAUGGUUGGCGAGCAGCCUGCGGGGGUUAUUGUCAUGAUGUGGUUCUUCACCUUUGUGGACUACUACUUCUUCCUCAAGUACCCUCGCUUUGUCCCGGCCACGAUGCUUAUUAUCUUCACGCAGGUUCUGAUCAUCGGUUACGAGCUUCAGGUUGGAGUUAUUGGAAUCCGCGCUAGCGAGGCUCUCGGAACCAUCUACUACCCAACCUACCUUCUAGCCCCAUACAGGGUCGCCGUCGUGGCCGGCGGCUGCCUGGUUGCCUUCUUCUGGACCGUGUUCCCAAGCCCAUUGACGGACCGGACGUGGCUACGGCGCGAUCUCAGUGCAACGCUGUACCUCCUGGCCAACUACUUUAGCGCCAUUUCGCAGACCAUCCGCGUCCAGCUCGACGAAGAGGAGGCGCAAAAGCAGUGGAAGCAGCCGCAGCAGCAGCUGGAGGAGGAGACUGAGCAGCCCCCUCCACAGCUAGAGGUGGCAUCUCCAGCUCACCAUCUGGCAAAAGUUCGCCACAAGAUUUUUGGCAAGCUCAUGCUGCUGUUGCCUUCGCUUGAGUCGCACUCGAGCUGGCAGAGCUGGGAGCCCACCAUUGGCGGGAGAUUUCCUCGCGAGGUUUACGACGACAUCCUUCUGCGCUCCAACCGUAUCCUCAACUAUCUGACUUUAAUGUCAUACACGGCCACGCGCUCCCCGCACUCGGGUCCAUCCGCAUCAUCUCAGUCCUCGCUUGCCGACGAACGCUGGGUUCGUACGCUGCGAGCUGUGCUAAAUGAAGUGCAGCCGGCGCACCACCAGAUUGUGUCGACGCUGGCCUUGCUUUCCAAUGCACUUCUCUCGGGCCAGUCGCUCCCACCCUUCAUCCAAAUGCCCUCUCUCUAUGGCGUCCGCAACCCCAGGCUUCCUGGCGACAGGCUAGCGGGCGGCGGCGGGUGCUUGCACCACACACACCCUGGCCGCCCCUGUCCCUGGGCCUCGCCGUUCUCGUCUUCGUCUAGCGCCGCAGUGGCAGGGACCAAUGACGAUGGCGAUGACGACGACGUCGGGGGCAACCUCGCUGACAUGCUGGACCCACGCAACGUGGAGCAGCGAGGAUACACCGAGUUCGCCGUCAUGCAGGUCUGCAGCACGCUUGUCCGCGAUGACCUGCAGGCGCUGGUACGCGCCGUCGAGCGCCUCGUCGGCGUCGUCGACUUUAGCUACCGGGUCGACACGGUCGCCGAGGAUCCAUUGAGGAGUACCGAGGCUGUGGACAAGCGUGGUGGCGGCAAGGGAAAGUCGACACAGGAGCAGCAACACCGACAGCAACAGCAAGAAAGCGGCAAACGGGGGAUUAGGCGGAGGAGGAGGAGGGGCACUAUGGUCUCAACGGCUGUCGACGACAGCGGCUCCUCGUCUUCGUCGGAUAUGGACAGCAUUCAGCAGCGGUGGCCCUCGCGCACCCCGGCUGGUGCAGGCUAG
Messenger RNA from Gaeumannomyces tritici R3-111a-1, 3876 nucleotides. RefSeq lists its product as hypothetical. The record is from RefSeq and is a predicted model, not a curated record. Bases 1 to 3876 code for a protein of 1291 amino acids. The transcript has 4 exons. Lineage: Eukaryota; Fungi; Ascomycota; Sordariomycetes; Magnaporthales; Magnaporthaceae.